Neofelis nebulosa (Clouded leopard) is the source of this 935-nucleotide messenger RNA. Its product is annotated as KRAB domain-containing protein 5-like. The record is from RefSeq and is a predicted model, not a curated record. Lineage: Eukaryota; Metazoa; Chordata; Mammalia; Carnivora; Felidae. The transcript has 2 exons. Gene Ontology annotation, biological process: regulation of DNA-templated transcription. The annotation marks the transcript as partial.
CUGUGGUUUUUAUUGCAGACACUGCUGACCUUCAGGGACGUGGCCAUCGAAUUCUCUCAAGAGGAGUGGGGAUGCCUGAAUCACAGUCAGAGGGAACUGUACAGAGAUGUGAUGUUAGAGACCUAUGGACACCUCCUCUUCUUGGGUCUUGUGUCAAAACCAGACCUGGUCAUCGUUUUGGAGCAAAAGAAGGAGCUGUGGGGUGUGAAGAGAAAAGAGACAGUAGCCUCACACCCAGGUAGGUGGGAGUGAAGCACACGACACAGGUGAGGUCCAAAUGUGAAGGAGGAAGAUGGAUCUUACAAUGUUGUUCAGGUAGCUCUCCUUGAAUGGAAAUUCAUUUGCAAAGCUGAGUUUUAUGUCUUUCCCUCUCACAGAGGGACAUCUGCUCUCUAACACAUCAUGUCUUUGAUUCUCCGAAGAGUCUCCUUCAGCUCCAGGGAAGGUCCACCAUAUCCAUGGUGAGGACCUCCAUAAUCUGAGAGCUUCUCCAUUGCUGUGAGAGCCCUAGAAGAUCUCUCUGUAUUUCUGAGGAACUCUAUGCUAAGUCAUUUCUAAAUUCUGUUUUGCUGCUUGUGAUAAGUGUGUGAGGGUAGUGGUGGGCCCAUUGGGGUUUGAGGCAGAAGCCUUGAGAACACUGGAGACAGAGAUCUCAUGUUUUCUGGUUUAGGAUUUCCAAAGUUACAGAGGAUUUAAUCUUAAGUGUACAAAAUUCAGGCUCAGUAAUUUCAUAAGAUCACAGAACACGUCCCUCAAAUGAGAAAAUCUAAUCCUUUAUUUCACAUCAAAAGUUUAUGUGUCUUUGUAGUAAUUAAAAUUUGAAAAAUCCACUCUGUGUUCCACUGCUCAAUGGUGAAAUAAUUUAAUGUAUCUAUGUGUUUCGUAAUUAACUAUAUAUUAAUGCCAUAAAGGAGCUAGAACAUUUACAAGUUAGA